AUUCAUCAACUCGGAAAACGCUUCUUCAUUUCACUUCAUUCAAUCAUCGGCAAGACCGUGUCAGGUAGCCACACGCAACGGUUGACGCAGCGCUUCUUUCCUCUCCCGACUGCCGCCAUGGCAGCAGCGCAAGACCUGAGCCGUGCCAUACGGCCCCCUGCAGGUGUGCUCGGCAUGGUUGAACUGAACCGGGGUGCAUUCGACACCGUUGUGUCUGUGCCGAGCUUCGAAGUGGAUGCCAAGGACGUUGCAGCCGUCAUGACACACAUGCGCAAAUAUCUGCUCAAGCUGCCUAACUUCAAGGCUGUGCAGGAGGGCGGUACCAGAAAGAGAUUUCACCUUGACCCAGCCAAGGUUUCCACACUUGAUGAGCUCGACUCAGCUUCUCGGGCUGCACUCUCAGAAGCAGGGGUCUCUGUGCUCGGGGAACGCCAGGUGUCGCUUACUUAUGAUAACUGGACGAGUGAGGAUAUACUGCGUGCUGUGAUUGGCCAACCAGAUGCUUCGGGUUACAGUGUAAUUGGCCAUGUGCUGCACCUCAACCUUCGUGACCACUUGCAGCCCUACAAGAAGCUAAUUGGACAGGUGUACUUGGACAAGGUGAAGAACGUUCGGUGCGUGGUGAGCAAGGUGAACAUAAUUGAGAACACCUUCCGCAACUUCCACAUGGAGCUGCUUGCAGGAGAGCGUGACACCAAGGUCCAGGUCAAACAGAAUGGUGCCAGGUUCGAGUUUGACUUUGCGGACGUCUACUGGAACCCACGACUGUCCACCGAGCACUCGCGUGUCAUUGACCUUCUACGCCACGGUGAUGUCUUGUACGAUGUCUUUGCUGGUGUUGGACCGUUUGCUAUCCCUGCGGCACGCAAGGGUUGCACAGUGAUUGCAAAUGACCUGAACCCACACUCGUACGCCUGGCUCAAUCACAACGUGACGCUGAACAAAGUGUCGGACAGGGUGAACACCUACAACAUGGAUGGCCGCGAGUUCAUCCAGAAGGUGGUAGGAGAGGGCCUCGUACAGCACCUAGCUGACAACAGGCACGUGCACGUUUGCAUGAACCUUCCAGCGCUGGCAACAGAAUUCCUGGACGCGUUUGUUGGGCUCUUGUCGGGGAGAGAGAAUUUGAAUGAGCAGGUGAAAAACAGUGACGUGAGAAUCCACUGUUACUGCUUUGUCAAGGGCGAGGAGGGUGUGACUGGCGCCAAACGGAAAGUGGAGGAAGGGCUUGGGCGACCGGUGGAGAGGGAUGUGCAGGUGUCGUUCGUGCGCAAUGUGGCACCAAACAAGGACAUGAUGAGGGCUUCUUUUGACCUCUCCUUGAACAUCUUGUGCGACUGCUCGCCAGCCAAGAGGUGCAAGCUGGAAGGAACGCAAGUUGUUGGCUCAGAAUAAAACAGUGCCACCUGCUGU
Molecule: messenger RNA, 1413 nt
Organism: Rhipicephalus sanguineus (brown dog tick)
Lineage: Eukaryota; Metazoa; Arthropoda; Arachnida; Ixodida; Ixodidae
Product: tRNA (guanine(37)-N1)-methyltransferase
Exons: 4
Coding region: 118-1395 (425 amino acids)
Biological process (GO): mitochondrial tRNA methylation; tRNA N1-guanine methylation
Cellular component (GO): mitochondrial matrix; cytoplasm
Source: RefSeq, a predicted model, not a curated record